UAAUGUAUAAUAAUAUUUUAAACUAAUUUCGAAAUUAGUGAAAAUAUUUAAAUAUAGUUUCGAAAAUGAAGAUCCGAAAAUGAAGAUCUUGUAAAAAUCUUUUCAAACAGAUUUGUUAGACUUUUAAAAUAAAUAUAUUUAUAUUUAAAAUGAAAAGAUAUCAAAAGAUAUUAUGAUUAAAAUAUUUUAAAUUCUAUUUAUUAUUAGUCUGAAUUAAAAUGUAGUAUGAAUUUUUAUGAAUAGGUACAUUAGGUCAAUUUUAAAAAAAAAUCACACAUGAAUCAAGGUUGUGACUUCUGUUUUAAUAUAUAAGAUAUGCAGUGGAUAUAGUCCGUGAAAAGGGAAAAUUAGGUUGAGAGUAGGAACCGGAAACAAAAAAACACAUACAAUAAUGUUGUGGGUUUUUUUUAAUAUAUCGCAAAUGAAUUAUGAUAACAUUUUCUAUGACUAAACUCCGAUAAACAUUUUUUUAUAUAUAAAAAGCUGAUACGUUUGUUAUUAUAAACUUUGAUGAAACAUUAUUGCUAGUGAAUGAUUUGAAUUAUAAUCUUAAGUUUAAAAUCCCAAAAGAAUUUUUAUUUAAUACUUUUACACCAAAUAAAAACUCAAGAUUAAUAUAAAUGUGUUUCAUACAACAUUGUUAAAAAAUUGUUAAUGUUUUUUUACUGAAAAUUUGAAAUUUUUUUCUUAAAAAUGUUUUAAAUUUAUAAAUAUAUUACAGAUGCUAUUUAUAUCAACAAUAAUAUACAAGGAAUUUACUAAGACAAUAUAUCAUCAUCUAUUUAGAUGAAAUAGUGAUAUGCUUUAACUAAAUUUAAUGUCUUUAGUUUCCUAAAAUAAUAUAUAUUUUAAUGUUGCUCAAAUUUUAAGAUGGUUUUCCAUAAACAAUAUCCAAUUGCUAUAUAGUCCAAAUUAAUAAAAUUUGAGUUUAGUUUAUUACAUUUUAAUUAGCAGUUUACUAGCUAAUUGCAUGCAUAUUAGUAUAUUGUUUAAUAUAUUGAAUAAAUGUGAAGACGACGUUUUUAAAAAUUAUUUUCAAUAGUUUAUUCAUGCUGAUGUAAAUGAUUGUUGGGCUUUCCUUUUCUCAUUCAGCUAUUUCUUUUUGGUUAUUACAUAAAGCUGCAUAAACCUAAUCGACGGUGAUAUCUUAGACAUAAUUCAGUUUAAGGGAACCCUUAAACUCUUGUCAUAUAUAUCAUGAGCGUUGUCCAUUCCCUUUUGUUUCUGGAACUAUACACAUUAUUUCUCUUUUAUAUGUAUUUUUUGUUGUCUCGCAUCUCAUAUCUAUGGUCACGGACUCACGGGGAGUAAUUACUACCUCUCAAAAAUGUCCGUGCACUUACUUAUUUUAGAAUUGCCUAUAACGGAAUAAACAUUGUUCUGCCUGCACAACACAUAUAUAUAUAUAUAUAUAUAUAUUCAUUUUUAUCCUUUUCUUAUAUUUUUUUUGUUAAAGAACUUUUUCUUAUUUUUACUAGUAAAAUUCCGCCAACCUUGAUUGUUUAAUUCAAGUUACGGAUGAUAGAAAUGAGAAAUGGUUUUUCAUAGAUGUAACAUACGAAUAGAAUAAUGUAAUCGAUAAGAGAUGUACAAGAGGUCAACAUGGGCCAUCCCUUUCCCGCACUCUCACGUAUCUGUCUGCCUCGUUUGUUUUGGCAGAUUACAUCGUCGCAUAUGCCUGCACGUAUUUGAUCAGUUGACCUUCAUCACUCUAUGUUUUUUUUUUAUAUCCACACUUUCUACAGUUUGAUCACUAUUUGCGACUGUACCUUUGUGUUUUUAAUGUUGAUGGCAUGUGAGAGAGGAUCAAAGUUUCUAAUAUUCAAAUACAUUAAGAAUUGGACUAAUUGUCUCUUCCCCUGCAUCAUAUCGUCCAUAUAUCAAAAUUAUGUUUAUAGACAACCAUUAUAAUUUUUCCUAUAUAAAUGACUUAAUUUUGGAGGAUAUUUCAUGUGUUGGAUUAUAUAACGUCAAGACACAACUAAAAUAUAAACAAUUUAGAACCUAAAUUGUAUUAAACCAUGUCGCCAGAUUAGCAUCUUAAGACUGUUUCUAAAUGGCAAUUGACAAACAAUAACAAAUCUUAAACAACUUAUAAUCAUCAAGCCUAUAUUUUGAAUAGAAUGUACACACUUUUCCAGAGGAUAAUCAAGUUGUGCCGAAACUGGAUGCAUAUGUGGUAGUGGAUGCUUGAGCUAAUUAUUCUUUGCCAGGACUUUUCUGAUAUAAAAGUUCACAUUCGUCCCAAAAAUUCAUUUACAAUCAUGUAGUUUUAAUUUCUAUUAAUAAUUAAUAUUGGGGGCAGUUAAAGAAAUGACGUUAGAUAAAGGUCAAGUUGCCAUUAUAUAAAUCUCUUAUAUAAACCCCUUCAGUAAUCAAUAAAAUAUCAUAAACUAAUAAUCACUCACAAUUAGUAAAUAAUCACUCAACACCGUGAAAAUGGCGGACUCUUCCUCCUCCACCGUAACGGAUUUAAUCUCCACUGUCCAUCAAGACAUCAUAGAGGUUCACAUCCUCACGCGCCUCGACGGUCCAACCCUAGCCUCCCUCUCCUGCGCCUCCACACUCCUUCACAAGCUCGCGUCCAAUGAACUCCUCUGGUCCAAAAUCUGCCGGUCCACGUGGCCUUCCACCGCCACCAUCUCCGAUGAUCCCCGUUCUUUUUUCUCCGACGUGUAUUCGGUUCUUGACACUGGUGGUUCAGUUUCUGAUCUCGACCAUCCCUUUCCAGAGCUGAUCUCCGCCGUGGAUCUGCACUACAGAGGGAAGUUGAUUCUCAGUAGAAUCGUGAAGACGGAGACGACUACGGCGUGGUUCCUUAGCUCGCCUCUGAGCAUCGAUCUUGUUGAUGCGAAGGACACUGUGGAGACGCCGAUCAAGCGAGGACGGUGGACGGAAGACACGUGUCGUGAUCUAGAGCAGGAUUUGACUUUGAGCUGGAUCGUGAUCGAUCCGGUCGUAAAGCGUGCGGCGAAUCUGUCGAGUCACCGGCCGGUGUCCGUGCAGAGGAACUGGCUAAGCGGUGAAGUGGAGGCGAAAUUCGCGACGGUGGUGGGAUCGGUGGAGUGUGUGAUCACGGUUGUCACGUGCGGAGAGGAGAUGCACGUGAAGGAGGUGAGCCUUAAGGUGGAGGAGAUGGAGGGAACGAGUUUGAACGGGAAGGACAGUUUGGUCAUUUUGAGGAGUGUAAUGGAGGGUAAGAGGGGCAAUGGAAGAAGGAGAGAAGCGGAAUCGAAGUGGAGACACGAAGAGUUUAUGGAGAAGAAGAGAGAGUUGAAAGAGAAGAAGAUGAGGGUAGAAUGGGUAUUUGAUAUUUUAACUGUCGCUGUUGGGGUUCUAGGGUUUGGAACACUUGUUGGGUUUUGUCUUUGGUCUCGUUAACUUCUAUUUUUAGGUUUUAGUAUUAUCAAUCAAUAUUUAAGAGCCUCUAGAUGAAUCAAAAGCUUUGCAUUAAAACAUAAACAACUUCAA
Brassica rapa (field mustard) is the source of this 3471-nucleotide messenger RNA. RefSeq names its product probable F-box protein At2g36090. Lineage: Eukaryota; Viridiplantae; Streptophyta; Magnoliopsida; Brassicales; Brassicaceae. The record is from RefSeq and is a predicted model, not a curated record. Gene Ontology annotation, molecular function: protein binding.